Molecule: messenger RNA, 648 nt
Organism: Striga asiatica
Lineage: Eukaryota; Viridiplantae; Streptophyta; Magnoliopsida; Lamiales; Orobanchaceae
Source: the annotation of a GenBank genome assembly
AUGAACAUGUUUUCACGUUGUCCAAUCAGCAAAGGGAAACUACUAAUCCUAAUAUUGAUCAUAUCGUUCGUACUCAAUUCACAAGCCAAAGGUGGCAGUGGCGGCGGAUCACGUGGCGGCGGCAGCUUCGGACGUGGUAGUGGCGGAUCAGGAUCACGUGGACGUGGUAGUGGAGGAAGGGGGGGCAGAUCGACCCCAUUCAUUAUUCCCGCGGGUCACCAUAAGAAUGACUCAAGCACCAUGAACAAACUUGGGGUCACUUUGAACACGUUUAUAUUGUCACUAGGUGACAAUAUCCAUGCGGCAAGGGCGGUGGAGGUGGCGGUGGCCGUGGCGGCGGCGGCUCCCAGGCGGCACUGGCGGUGGCUCCGGACAUCACGGAAGGAACGAGUCAACCAACUGUUCUUUUACAUGGCUAUCCCUUUCAGCGUCCAAUCUCCUUUAUCUCGGAUUCUUCCUGUUGGACUUCUUAAUCUGAGUACAUGUCAUUUGUCCCCGGAACAACCUUCGCCAUCGACAGGUCCCGGUGUGCUUUCUCAUGAUGUUCUCGUCGGUAAACUUGGCGUCAUAGAUCGACUUGCCGUCGUUACCCGCAGUGAAGUCACUGCACUGACAAAUGAAAUUGGGGAUUACACGAUGGAAGGAUGA